AUGCCUGGCGACAUGGAGGACAGACCCGCCGAGGAGAAUGACGUUAACGGAGACCUUCGACCAACUACAGAUGCUGGAGCUCUGGAAACUUCUCCGGGCAACUCGAGACCACUCACGGCCGACACGCAGCAAACGCAAGCUGUCUUAGAGCAGCGAGCCGACGCUCUAGUGCUUUCUGUCAACCACAAGCUGCCCUUCACCACCGAGUUUGUUGCGAUCAGUGACAAGACUGCUGUCAGCGAACAGCUCAGUAUCUUGAGGAUCGCCAAAGAUCGUCUUGCAGGGCGGAUUGCGCGACACAGCAAAUACAUGCCAGGCUUGAAAGAGUACAUCAAGUCCCUCGAGGUUAUCAUGAGCCUUCUGGACAACGUGGCGCCUACAUCGACUUCUACUACUGCACCGAAUGAAGCUCUCGCCAACGGAGACUCGGCAAUCCUAGAGAAGAUGCAUCAAGACCUUGCAAUGUUGAAGAGACCAGAGGUGUUGAAACUCAUUCGUACCAACACAGAGGCUCGCAGAGUCACACUUACCCAGGAUAUUGCAGCGAAGUCAGCGGAGACAACAGCACGCACCGAGAGUUGGGAAACAGAGACUGGAGGAGUGGAGGAUGUGGUUAGUAUCAGCAGACUCACGGACGAGAUGGAGGCUCUCAAGGUUGAGAGAAGCUUCUCACGCGGCAUAGUCGCCUUGGCAGAAUCUUGCCCGGCGAAGCUCGAGGGGUUGUCUUACAGUACGUGA
This is a messenger RNA of Fulvia fulva, 738 nucleotides long. RefSeq lists its product as uncharacterized. NCBI's taxonomy places the organism in Eukaryota, Fungi, Ascomycota, Dothideomycetes, Mycosphaerellales, Mycosphaerellaceae. The transcript has 2 exons. The record is from RefSeq and is a predicted model, not a curated record. Bases 1 to 738 code for a protein of 245 amino acids.